UGGCCCUGGGAAGAGCACAGGAAUGGGCACUGGGAUGGGCACAGGAUGGCACCAAGAUGGGCACAGGAAGGGCCCUGGGAUGGCACACCUCCAGGACAGGGACAGGGUGGCCAUCAGCAGGAAUUCCCUCCUGGAAAGGCCUGUCAGCCUUUAGAACUGCUCAGGAAGGCAGCAAAGAAAAAAAAAUCCCCAAAUCCUCCCCCAGCCUGCCACUCAGACCCCUCCCCGUCUUUCCACACCUCUGGAAGGUGCAAACCCCCCUAAUUUGGGGUCUCCACCUUCUUUCCUGGCUCCUGGCAGGUUGGAGAUGCCCAAGGACGAGCUGCCCAACCACAACUGCAUCAAGCACCUGCGCUCGGUGGUGCAGCAGCAGCAGACGAGGAUCGCCGAGCUGGAGAAAACCUCGGCCGAGCACAAGCACCAGCUGGCAGAGCAGAAGAGGGACAUCCAGCUGCUCAAGGCCUACAUGAGGGCGAUCCGCAGCGUCAACCCCAACCUGCAGAACCUGGAGGAGACCAUCGAGUACAACGAGAUCCUGGAGUGGGUGAACCCCCACAAUCCCACCCCAGACCCCCAUCCCUGA
Passer montanus (Eurasian tree sparrow) is the source of this 583-nucleotide messenger RNA. RefSeq names its product E3 ubiquitin-protein ligase NRDP1-like. Gene Ontology annotation, biological process: protein ubiquitination. The record is from RefSeq and is a predicted model, not a curated record. The transcript has 3 exons. Gene Ontology annotation, molecular function: ubiquitin protein ligase activity. The coding region runs from base 308 to 583 and encodes 91 amino acids. NCBI's taxonomy places the organism in Eukaryota, Metazoa, Chordata, Aves, Passeriformes, Passeridae.